Molecule: messenger RNA, 765 nt
Organism: Penicillium egyptiacum
Lineage: Eukaryota; Fungi; Ascomycota; Eurotiomycetes; Eurotiales; Aspergillaceae
Source: the annotation of a GenBank genome assembly
AUGCAUCUUAUUCUCACAGGGGCAACCGGCCUAGUCGGGUCUUCAGUGCUCGACGCCAUGCUCAGAAACACAGCAGUGUCCAAGAUCUCGAUCCUUAGCCGGAGCCCCGUGCGAAUGGCAGAAGACGCAAAAGAUUCACGUGUGCGAGUCAUCACUCAUACAGACUUUGAAUCAUUCAAGCCAGAGCUGCUCGAUCAAUUGAAAGAUGCGGAUGGAUGUGUUUGGGCCUUAGGGACAAGCCAGACCAACGUCACCGAAGAACAAUACGUUAAGAUAACGAAGGAUUACGCCCUGGCAGCUGCCAAUGCGUUCUCCACAAUUAAGCCAUCAAACCAUCCCUUCCGAUUCAUCUAUGUAUCUGGUGAAGGAGCCACUCAGACCCCUGGACGAUUCUCACCAAUAUUUGCGAGGGUAAAGGGCAAGACUGAAAACCUUCUCGGGACGUUAUCAGAGUUAAAGCCGAGCUUUCGAGUCGAUAGCGUGAGACCUGCAUUCGUUGAUCCGGUGACGCACGAUGCCAUCAAACCAUAUAUUCCGUCUAGUGGAGUGACUGGAAUUGUCUCAAACCUUGGAUUGGCUUUGCUUGCCCCGGGUAUACGGUGCUUCAUGAAGUCAAUGCAUUCUCCAACGGAGCACCUUGGGUCAUUCUUGACGGAAAUGGCGAUGGGGCGCUAUGAAGCAAAAUUGGAGGGCCCGGGGGUAUUCAAAUUAGGAGGAAGUUAUGUCGUUGGGAAUACUGGUAUGCGGAGAAUUUUGGAGCUGUGA